UACACGGUGAAGUGUGAGAGAGAGAGAGAGAGAUUUGUGUUGAUAAUGUUAUUCGCGUUCUCACCACUGUCAACUAUCAAUUCUAUUAUAUCUGUCUAUUGUUGGCCCAACGCCCUCCAUUCUCACUCACUCCUUUCCCUUUUCCAUUCUUAAAUCUCAUUUUCCCUCUUUCAUAUUGCAGAUCUGUUUCUUCAUCGGUUCUUGAAGUAAAUGGCCUUGGUCACCACUGCUGAAGUAUGUGAUGCAAACCCACAGUUAAUUUUGGGUGGGGAGCUUCGAGCCCUUCAGCCAAUUUUUCAAAUUUAUGGUCGUCGACAGGUUUUUUCUGGACCUAUAGUUACCUUGAAGGUAUUUGAGGACAAUGUUUUGGUUCGCGAGUUCCUUGAAGAGAAAGGCAAUGGAAGGGUGCUUGUUGUUGAUGGAGGUGCGAGCUUACGCUGUGCAAUAUUGGGUGGCAACCCUGUAGUACAAGCACAAAACAAUGGAUGGGCAGGUAUUGUUGUGAAUGGAUGUAUAAGAGAUGUGGACGAGAUCAAUGGUUGUGAUAUUGGGGUCAGAGCUCUAGCUUCUCAUCCAAUGAAAGCCAAUAAGAAAGGUAUGGGAGAAAAGCAUGUUCCCAUAAAUAUUGCUGGGACAAGGAUCUGUGAUGGGGAAUGGCUUUAUGCAGACACAGAUGGCAUUCUGAUCUCUCGAACAGAGCUGUCUGUUUGAUUCCAAUUUAUGAAUACUUCAUGUAAGGACUGUAUUUCGCACCAUGUCCUAGUGUAGAGAAAUGGAUCCUCUCAUAGUGAGUUUUUCAUAUGACCUUUUCAUGUGAAAUUUUGUGUCUAUUUCUCUUUUCAUAAACAUUAAAUAGGUGGGACUCAAUCAAAAUUUGUAAAACCUUAUAAAGAGAUAGAUAGGCACAAAAUGUUCACAUGACAAGGUCAUAGGGAGAUUUAACAUGAGAGAAUCAAUUCCUUCUAGUGCUCUCUAUACUUGUGUUCUUGACCCCGGUUUCCUAGCUUCCAAAAAAUUGUAAGGUUAUUUAUCCCCAUGAUAAUGAAAGUAGGUUGGAGUGUUUUUCCUUUUAUGCCAACUUUAUCUCUGGUUUGAAUUGCUGUCUCGAAAACUUGCCUUUUUUCCCCCAAAAUUGAGUUAAUGGCUGUCUGUUACUAUGUUUGGAGAGA
This is a messenger RNA of Gastrolobium bilobum, 1169 nucleotides long. RefSeq names its product putative 4-hydroxy-4-methyl-2-oxoglutarate aldolase 2. The record is from RefSeq and is a predicted model, not a curated record. Gene Ontology annotation, molecular function: ribonuclease inhibitor activity. Bases 211 to 711 code for a protein of 166 amino acids. Gene Ontology annotation, biological process: regulation of RNA metabolic process. The transcript has 2 exons. Lineage: Eukaryota; Viridiplantae; Streptophyta; Magnoliopsida; Fabales; Fabaceae.